Molecule: messenger RNA, 1683 nt
Organism: Nymphaea colorata (pocket water lily)
Lineage: Eukaryota; Viridiplantae; Streptophyta; Magnoliopsida; Nymphaeales; Nymphaeaceae
Exons: 8
Coding region: 92-1366 (424 amino acids)
Source: RefSeq, a predicted model, not a curated record
UCGGCCCGGCCGGAUGCCCAGCGUGACCGGAACUCAAUGGGAUUUAUGGAAGGGCUUUCGAUGUCAGCCGGCCGGAUGAAUUACCUGUCAAAUGAACAACAAAGGGUCAGGCAGGCGGCAUAUUCGACUGCUGAGCAAUAGAGUGGUGGUAGGGGCGGUGGGCGGGGGUUGGGUGCCAGGCAUGGAUCUCCUCCCCCGCGCACGGCUGUGGUUCCCCUUGACCCUGUUUCUAUUGUUUCUGGCGCUGUCGUGGGUGGGUGAUACAGCCAGUAAUAAGUCAUCUUCAGUGGGGGGGAUGUUUUGGGCAACGGCCAAGGAUGAGUUGUCACAGGUGGAGAGGUCGGACGCCGAGGAACCUGCGGCGGUGGAACCGGAUGAGAUGGAAGAAGGAGGAUUCUCCUCCGUUGAGAGCAUGCUCCAAUGGGCCAUCGGGCAUUCUGAUCCAGCUAAGCUAAGGGAGGCAGCCCAGGAUGUGAAGCAUUUGCCUUCUAGUGAAAUAAAGAAGCGGCAGGCUGAACUACAGGAUUUGAUGGAAAAACUGAAGAUGCCAUCAGAUGCAGACUUAAUGAAAGUGGCUAUAGCAGACCUCAAUAACUCUUCUCUUUCAUUUGAUGAAAGAUAUCGUGCCCUAAAUGAGCUUCUUAUCCUUGUUGAACCAAUCGACAAUGCAAAUGAUUUGUACAAGCUUGGAGGCCUUGAUGCUGUUAUUAAAGGGCUAAACAGUUCAGAAUCAGAAAUUCGUACAAUGUCUGCUUGGGUUCUUGGGGAAGCCAGUCAAAACAAUCCACUUGUUCAAAAGCAGAUUCUCAAUCUUGGGGCCCUACAAAAACUAAUGAAGUUGGUUGCAUCUAGUCCAGUGGAGGAGGCUGUCAAGGCAUUAUAUGCAGUUUCAGCUCUGAUCCGGAACAAUGUAGAAGGGCAGCAAAUUUUUUAUGCUGCAGAUGGAGAAUUGAUGCUUCGGGACAUAAUGAGCAAUUCGAGCUGUGAUAUCAGACUUCGUAAGAAAUCAGCUGUUUUAGCUGCUGAUCUUGCAGUAUCUCUGUCAGCGAAUACACAUGCUCCUGUUACCGCCUUUCUGCAUGGUAGUCUCUUCCUGAAAACAGUGGUGGAUCUUACAGCAGAAUAUGACCUUGAUCUUCAAGAGAAGGCUUUGAUAGCUAUAAGAAGUCUACUUCAACUUGGAACGACUGAAGCAAAGAUUUUCAAGGAUUUCUGUGAAUUAGGCAAGGCACUUGAAAACAUGAGAAGAAAGUUUGAAGAGUUGAUGCUAGAGGAGGACCAAAAAGAAUUUGUGCAGGAGCUGGAGAUUCUCCGGCAAGAAGUAGAGCAUGUCUUCCUUAAGAAGCUAGAAAAGGUGCCAGAAUAGGUGAGUGACCUGUGUCUCAGCCUUUUUUGGUUUCUCACGUGGAACGAAGUGCCAGCACCCAGAGUGGCAAGCGUUUGUUUCCUUGCUGCAUAGGUUUUGGAGUUUUGUAUAAAGAGAAGUGGCAGAGCUGGAGUUUCUGCCACUGUCAGUGGUGCUGGAAAUUAAGGAGCACGAAGUUAGUUUCUCUUCCACUCUUACAGGUUGGAUAGUCUGAUCCCGAGUUUGUACAAUCCAUUUGUAGUUUCCCUCCCAACUUAGAGAUACCCUAACGAUAAGAUGUUAUGAGCAGUUGCAUAUAAGGACUUCAUUUCUUGGCA